AAGUCUUUAGAAUUGGGACUCUAUCAAAUGCUUUUCGGUUUUCCUUCUGUUUCUCUAGCAGAAUUUCUGCUGUCAUAUAUUUGAAGAGCAAAGAAAGAGAACUAGUUGAUGCAAUGUGGAGAGAACACAAGAACUCCAAAAACCUGGGGAAUUUAAGUGAUUUUACUCGUCACAAAGAUAGAAAACCUUGAAGAACAACUUAGAUAUGAAAGAAGAGGGAAACCUGGAAAUUUGGUGAAUCAAGUUUGAAAAGGACUAAGAGUACUGGUGAAAACAAGCACAAAAUGACUAAGAUCAAUGAUGAAAACAAGCACAAGAGAGGAGACUAGAGUGCUGCCUGAAUAUUCUUUUUUGCUUUGCAUCACUUCCUUUGGAUCUUGGUCUUUGGACUCUGGCGGUUUAAUUGGACUUGUUCUUGUUUUGACUUUUGGUAUUGUUUGGUAAUUGUGCAUGUUCUUUGCUCACUUAAAGGAGCUUUGCAAGGUUGUUGUUUUCAUAUUCAUUUUCUUUAGCACCUGCCACGUAAUCUAAGGAAAGGCUUUCAGAAAAUGUAUUGGAUGAAUCUAUUAUGUAGAAACCCAAUUGGCCGAUUCUCUAGGUGGCACAUGGUGUGGGAAUUGGAAUAAACAGUUAGGAUCAAUUUUUGUUGUGAGGGAAAUUGGGAACAAAAGAACACUAACCAAUUAGGUAGAUGCAAAAAAUGUUUAGAAACAAAUUUAGAAGGAACAAAUAGAUGGCAGUUUGGGAGAAUGAUCAGUAGGGGUUUUUAUAGAGCAAGUUUGGGGAUGGGGAUAGGGAUUAGGUAUGAAUGUGUUGAUUUUGUAGAGAUGCAAGGGUUAAGGAAUGAUUUUGUUAUGCGCAUUAUGAUAAAGAAAUGGAUCUAAGGCUUAGCUUAACGUCAAAAACUAGCUCUUGAGGGGAGGAUUGUCCAAGACCAUAGAAUGAGAUCAAAUCUCCCAUCCACAACUUAUGUGGGAGUUCUAACACAUUAAAAUACACAUUAUUUUAGCCAUGCAAAUUUUAAUUUGUUCAAUUAUUGAAACAGAUAAUAUUUGAUCUCUUCCUUCAACAACUUCAUGCUAAUAGUAGUAAAUGGCUCUUUAUACUGAACAUAUAUUUUUGGAUACUUCGGUCAUGACUUUCACAUUAUGUUAUUGAUUUGCAGGUCCAGAUAUUUGCACUUCUCGAUGAACCCAUCUUAGAUGCUAUCUGUGAGAGAUUGAGACUGAAAACAUACAUAGCAGGAAGCAAAGUUUUAUACCGUGGUGGUCUGGUUGACAAGAUGGUUUUCAUAAUUCGGGGUAAGAUGGAAAGCAUUGGAGAAGAUGGAAAUGUGGCCUUCUUGUCUGAAGGGGAUGCCUGUGGGGAAGAAUUCCUCACAUGGUGCCUUGAACAUUCUUCUAUAAACAGAGAUGGAAAAAAGAUCAGAAUUCCAGGACACAGAUUGCUGAGCAACAGACUAGUUAGGUGCCUAACAAAUGUUGAAGCCUUUAUAUUACGAGCUGCAGAUCUUAAAGAAGUCACCAAUCUUUUCGCAAGAUUCUCGAGGAGUCCACGUGUUCAAGGUGUCAUAAGGUAUAAAUCUCCAUAUGGGCGGCGGCCAGUACCAGUUGCCUGGAGAUGCAAGAAGAAACGUCAAAGCCGAGCAGACUCUUCCAGCCCCCGACACUAAUAUAUCAAUCUUAAACUACCUUAGUAUAAUUCAUUAGUUCUUCUGAAUACAUUUUAAAAUAUUUGCAAAUUGUUUCUGUAUAUCUAUUUCUACGUUUUGUAUGUAAUAUAUAGUAGUUGUAAUCAGAAUCGGACUGAAACUUUGUAUUGAAAUAACAAAUAUAUUAACCCCAGACGAACGGUUUAUAAUGUU
This is a messenger RNA of Nicotiana tabacum (common tobacco), 1864 nucleotides long. NCBI's taxonomy places the organism in Eukaryota, Viridiplantae, Streptophyta, Magnoliopsida, Solanales, Solanaceae. The record is from RefSeq and is a predicted model, not a curated record.